Schizosaccharomyces octosporus yFS286 is the source of this 3920-nucleotide messenger RNA. RefSeq names its product ribonucleoside reductase large subunit Cdc22. The record is from RefSeq and is a predicted model, not a curated record. Bases 1286 to 3718 code for a protein of 810 amino acids. Gene Ontology annotation, biological process: deoxyribonucleotide biosynthetic process; DNA replication. NCBI's taxonomy places the organism in Eukaryota, Fungi, Ascomycota, Schizosaccharomycetes, Schizosaccharomycetales, Schizosaccharomycetaceae. Gene Ontology annotation, molecular function: ATP binding; ribonucleoside-diphosphate reductase activity, thioredoxin disulfide as acceptor. The transcript is spliced from 2 exons. Gene Ontology annotation, cellular component: ribonucleoside-diphosphate reductase complex.
UUACAUUUUUCUCCCUAGUAGAACAUAGAAGAGUACCUUCUAAGCACGCGCUGUUUGGGAAAAUAUGCUAGUAGAUACACAAUUUAUGAGACAUCAAGUAAAAUGCGAACUUUCAUUCAAUUGCAUCUCUCGUGUUUCUUUCUAGACAUUUUUUUCAUCAUUAGAAUCAAGUCGGUGUUGCAAGCGAGUUUAAUCAGUAUUAUACCAUUGCUAGUAUUGUUUCAUAGCAGUUGAAGAUGCUGUUGUUUCAAAACCUACGUACGUGCUAUGCUGAAUAUAUAGGUUUUAAACAAAGAAAUCUGGAUCCUUUACAGGCAUGUAUUUCAACAUGAUUUCUGUAGCAAGUCAGCACCAAACAACAAAAUUUCGAUUAUUAUUAAUCCAUUUUUUUUAUUAAUUGUUUAUUUUGUUCAAUUUAAGAAGAACCUAUAGUCACAACGUUUCUUAAGUUUGGUUCCCUUUCUUAAACUACCAAACAAACAACUGGUGAAUGUCGUGCACAGAAGAGGACCCUAACCUGCAUGAGAAAGAUCGCCGCAUCGAAACAGAAAAUGCUUUCAAUUACAUUCCAUUAAUGUACGAAUGUUCAGAUAUCCUUAUGCGGAAGUGAACUGCGGAUCUUACAUCGUACAAUUCUCAUCAAUCCAUUUUAUCUAAUGAAUUUUAAAAAUUAGCUUUCGAAAAAAGUUUUAUCUUUUUAUUUGUUCAUUAACAAAGCUAGACAUGCAUAACAUCCACUUAUGAGCAACUUCUUUCUUUGUUUUUGGAAAAGAAAGAACGCGGUUGUUUUGAUGACAAAGACGCGUCUGAACGCGCGUCGCGUAUCCCAAAGCUCACGCAAUCCAAAUGAAUUUGACCUGUUCGUGGAGUAAUACUCGCGUCAAGAGGUUAUCUGAUUAUUGUCUAAUAAAUCCAUACACACGAAUCUUAUAAAUGAAAGAAAAGUUUUGUUUUUGUUCAAUAUAUUUAGUUUUUUUUAUGCGGGUUUUUUAGGUUGAAAUUCUGGUCUUCGUCUUCAGGCACGCUCAAGUUGCUGUAGCAGUUAUUAAAUGUGAAGUAUGGAAUAAAGAAAUAUUCAGGUUAGUAAGAGCUUUAUUUUUUGAUUUCAAGUUCGAAUAGUAUUUACAAACUCGUUCCUGUGGUUUAUUUACAUCGAAUGUUUGCAAUAUCAUGUUGUUGUGACGCGUCGCGUAGAUUAUUUAAUACGAGCGCGACGCGUACGGGCGCGUUUUCGUUUGCUAUAUAUUAUCCACCAUCCCCAACGCUAAUGCUCUAAACAAAAACAAUGUUUGUCUAUAAGAGAGACGGACACCAGGAAAAGGUUGCAUUUGAUAAGAUCACAGCUCGUGUUUCAAGACUUUGUUAUGGUCUUGACUCCGAUCAUGUGGAUCCUGUGGCCAUUACUCAAAAAGUCAUCUCAGGUGUCUAUCCCGGUGUAACCACUGUGGAAUUGGAUAACUUGGCAGCUGAAACUGCUGCUACUAUGACCACAAAGCAUCCUGAUUAUGCUAUCCUUGCUGCAAGAAUUGCGGUCUCCAACUUACAUAAGCAAACAGAUAAGGCAUUCUCUACUGUUAUGCAAAAACUUCACGAUUAUGUUAAUCCCAAAACUGGUAAACAUGCUCCUAUGAUUUCUGAUGAGGUAUAUAACAUUGUUAUGAAGCACAAGGACGAAUUGGAUAGUGCUAUCAUUUAUGAUCGAGACUUCACAUAUAACUUUUUUGGUUUUAAGACAUUGGAACGUUCCUACUUAUUGCGUAUUAAUGGAAAAGUUGCUGAACGUCCUCAGCACUUGAUUAUGCGUGUGGCUGUCGGUAUUCAUGGUGAGGAUAUUGAAGCUGCCCUUGAGACUUACAACUUGAUGUCUUUACGUUACUUUACCCAUGCUUCCCCUACUCUCUUCAACGCUGGUACUCCUCGCCCUCAAAUGUCAUCUUGUUUCCUUGUUACAAUGAAGGAUGAUUCUAUUGAAGGUAUUUAUGACACUCUCAAAACUUGUGCAAUGAUUUCCAAGACUGCUGGCGGUAUUGGUAUAAACAUGCAUAAUAUUAGAGCCACUGGUUCCUAUAUCGCUGGUACCAAUGGUACAUCCAAUGGCCUUGUUCCCAUGAUUCGUGUCUUUAACAACACUGCUCGCUAUGUCGACCAAGGUGGUAACAAGCGUCCAGGUGCUUUCGCUGCUUAUCUUGAGCCUUGGCAUGCUGAUAUCAUGGAGUUCCUUGACCUUAGAAAGACACAUGGUAAGGAAGAUUUCCGCGCUCGUGAGAUGUUUUACGCUCUUUGGAUCCCAGACUUAUUUAUGCGCCGUGUGGAAAAGAAUGAACCAUGGACCUUCUUUUGUCCCAAUGAGGCACCUGGCUUAGCCGAUGUUUGGGGUGAAGAGUUUGAGGCUUUGUAUGAAAAGUAUGAAAAGGAGAACCGCGGACGUCGUCAGUUGCCUGCCCAAAAAGUUUGGUAUGCCAUUUUGCAAUCUCAAACUGAGACUGGUAACCCUUUUAUGCUCUACAAAGAUUCAUGCAAUCGCAAGUCUAACCAAAAGAAUUUGGGUACUAUUCGCUGCUCCAACUUGUGUACCGAAAUUAUGGAGUAUUCCGCUCCCGACGAAGUUGCCGUUUGUAACCUUGCUUCAAUUGCUUUGCCUACUUUUAUCAAGGAUGGCAAGUACAACUUUCAAAAGCUUCACGAUGUAGCUAAGGUCGUUACUCGCAAUUUGAACAAGAUUGUUGACAUUAAUUAUUAUCCUGUACCUGAAGCUCGCAAAAGUAACUUCCGCCACCGCCCUAUCGGUUUGGGUGUUCAAGGACUUGCUGAUGCCUUUUUUGCCCUCCGUCUUCCCUUCGAAUCUGCAGGUGCUAAGAAGUUGAACAUUCAAAUCUUUGAAACUAUCUAUCAUGCCGCUGUUGAAGCCUCUAAUGAAUUGGCUGAAAAGAACGGCCCUUACGAGAGUUACGAAGGUUCUCCUGCUUCUCAAGGUAUCUUGCAAUAUGAUAUGUGGAACGUUACUCCUACUGACUUGUGGGAUUGGGCGGCUUUGAAGGCCAAGGUUGCUAAACACGGUUUGUAUAAUUCUCUGUUGGUUGCUCCUAUGCCUACUGCCUCUACAUCUCAAAUUCUUGGUUUCAAUGAGUGUUUUGAGCCUUACACCUCCAAUAUGUAUCAACGUCGUGUUCUUUCGGGUGAAUUCCAAAUUGUCAACCCUUGGUUAUUGAAGGAUCUUGUUGAACGUAACUUGUGGAACGAGGAAAUGAAAAAUAAACUUGUUAUGCUCGAUGGCUCUAUUCAAGCUAUCCCAGAGAUCCCUCAAGAUCUUAAGGAUCUGUAUAAGACUGUUUGGGAAAUCAGUCAAAAAACUGUCAUUGAUUAUGCUGCUGAUCGUGGUCCUUUUGUCGAUCAAUCUCAAAGUCUGAAUGUUCACUUGAAGGAUCCUUCUUAUGGUAAAAUUACCAGUAUGCACUUCUAUGGCUGGAAGAAGGGCUUGAAAACUGGUAUGUAUUAUUUGCGUACUAUGGCGGCUGCUUCUGCCAUCAAGUUUACUGUUGAUCCUAUGAUCCUUCGUGAGCGUAAUAAGCAAGUUGCUCAAGAAAAUCGUGCUCCUAUUAAGAAUGAAAAGGCUGAAAACAAGGGGAAUAAGGAUUCUGAUGAGGCUGACAUCUACAAUGAACAAGUCAUUGCAUGCUCUAUUAAUAAUCCUGAAUCAUGUGAGAUGUGUUCUGCUUAAAAAGUCUAAAAAGCUUUGGUUUAUUUUUGUUAUGAAUGACUUCCAUUUGAUGUAUAUUAUAAGGUAACCUUUGUUGGUUUUACUGUCUUUCCUUUUUCUGUUUUAGUGAGCUGGCUCCGAUCAUUUAGUUUUGAGGUUGAGAUUUUAUUUAGUAAAUAAAAAUUUCUUUAAUAAUAGACUGGAAUUCUAUUUUGUGUACGAA